AUGAUUUAUCUUGACGUCAGGUAUCUACAGUCCUUAGCCUCUUCAACCAGCAGUUCUGCCUUGCCUUCCGGCAGUCAGUCUGUUGCUCACAAUGGCGUUGUACAACAGUCUGAACCAGCUUGUGCAGACAAACCAUCACUGAAAAAGCACCGCGUUGACAUUAACCUUGAGACUUUGAUAGACUUCCAGAACUUGCAACGUGUGGCUGGCCCUUCUCAGAACCGGUCUGAGCCAGUGAAUUUUCGUAAGAGACCCAACUACGACAACAGUGGCAGGGCGCUCAGGAUGAAGCAAUACGCAAGAACCCCCUGCAGCAAGAGUUCAUCGCUUGCUGGCAUCGAAUUGCAGGUGUCCAAGGCGAAUAUGCUUUGCCAAGUUCAAGGGCUUAGUGGAAGAGCUCUUGAGGUGGUGUAUGCUGCUGGUGGCACGGGCAGCACGGGUUCCACCAAAAGGUGUUGGUACUUCUUAAAGAAAGUUGUGUCACCAACUUGCUUGGUAGCAUUGCUCGGGGUUGGGAAUGGCAGAUUGAAUCGGGUUCUGCACCAUAGACCUGACCGCCGGAGGUUCCAACGAGCAGGGCGCAUGAGAUCCAGCUCGAAGGGCAAGCCUCAACCUGAGAAGUUUUCUGUCUCUUUUGACAACCGGGACGAGUUGAGUUCACAAAGCGAGGAGAGCGAUGAUGGGAUUGAAGGGGAUGAAAGCCUUUUGGAAGUUGGGUGUGAAGCAUUAGAACGUGACGAGGAGAUACGUCUUCAUGUGAUGGGAUUGUCAUCCUACUGGACACUGGUGGUCGAAUCCAAUUGGGCUUCAAAUCUGAAAGAGCUCCCAACACGCUACCUUCCACCUGGCAGCAUUAGAAUGCUUUACCAACAAAUGUCAUCAGAGAACAAUGGAGGCUUGAACAUCAGCUACCAAACAUUUUGGAAAACCUUCAGGGAGUACUGGGGGAAGCAGCUUCGCUUUCUGCCCCCCAGCACCCAUGGAACAUGCGAUUCUUGCUGCGCCUUCAAAUCUGAAUUUAAGGCCUGCCGGGAUCCACAGGCUAUGUUUGAAAUUUCAAAACAUUACAAGAUGCACUUGGACCAGGUGUCGGCUGACCGAGAUUUGGAAGAAUAUUUGCAGGUGCAAGACCCCCUGCGCAGACCUGGUGCAGCCCUCGCAGUGCACUGGGAUGGCAUGGAUCAGGCCAAGUGGCGCGUCCCAAGGUGGCAUGGCCAAAGACCUUUGAAGUCCACACAGAUGCUGCAAAGACCUCAGCUGAAAGUCCAGGCUUGCUGGGUACACGGCAUAGUCUUGGACCUUUUUGUACUUGACCCAAGAGUUCCAGCAGACUCAUCGAUGGUGAUUGAGACUGCCUGCCGGUCCAUUGAUUAUGCAAAACAGUGCUGCGAGGCUGCUGGCAAACCAUUUCCAGAUCAGAAUAUGUUCCCAGAUGAGAAACAAUUCUUCCCGGUUGGAGUGAUAGCUAUUUCUUUAUUCCCUGAAGAUGUGCCGCCGAACGUUGACAUCACUGCUCAUGGACGCGGUGCUGGCCGCGAUCAGCACCCAUCUGAUGCCAUUAUCCUGGUGAAGCGCAAUGCAUCAGAUUUCGAGCUUUCCCAGGAACCUAUGUUGGUUUUUCCCUACCGAUUUGCUAGCCGGUUGGGCACUUUGCCGACCGAAGCAAGGAUGCUUAGUGCUGUGAAACCAGGGAAACGCAAAGACUAUCUGCACGUGGCUCAGGCACUGUUGCAAAUGCAUCCCAGCGAGGCCACAAGGAGGUCAGUAUUGUUUCUCAUAGACCUAUGUAAAACAUACAGACCAGAAGAUGGUCCUCGGCUGCAGUGGCUUGCGGAAGAGGUCAACGCACCUCAGAUCCAACUUGGACUUCCCUCUGUGCUGGGCAGAGUUGCCCCUGUUAUGAGAUUAAAGGCCACUGUGGGGCGAUAG
This is a messenger RNA of Cladocopium goreaui, 1929 nucleotides long. The record is from the annotation of a GenBank genome assembly. Lineage: Eukaryota; Dinophyceae; Suessiales; Symbiodiniaceae.